Dentiscutata erythropus is the source of this 525-nucleotide messenger RNA. Lineage: Eukaryota; Fungi; Glomeromycota; Glomeromycetes; Diversisporales; Gigasporaceae. The record is from the annotation of a GenBank genome assembly.
AUGGCUAAACAAUUGUACAAUAACGCAUUAAAAGAUUAUAACAAUUAUCAAACAUGUAAUUCAACUUAUUUUACUUACUUAAAUACUUUAAAAGCUAUUUCAAAACAAGGGUUUUUUGUCAGAGAAUUUUCUAUUAAUUUAUUGGUUAAUCCUGACCGUAAAUUUUGGUUAAAUCAUCAUAAUAAUAGUAAAAAAGAUUUCUGGAAUUAUAUUCAAUCUGUAUAUGGACUUGUAAAAAAUGAAACACAUGGAAAAUGUUCUGUUCAUGAAACCUUUGAAGAAACUAAAAUUAAAAUUACAGAGAAGCAAUUAAAUUAUAUUGAUAGUUAUACUGGAUUUUGUAGAUUUCCUGAUAGAGCUAAAUAUAUGUUUAGAACAUCGAUUUAUUUUACAAUUAUAAAUCAAAUUCCUGAAAAUACAAAACCGAAAAACAUGAUGAUUGAUAAUGAUGUUAAAAUUGAAAAUGAAGAUUAUUUAGUUAGCACUCCAUCAUAUGAAGAAGGAGAAAUUGUAGAAAGAAUUUAA